Photinus pyralis (common eastern firefly) is the source of this 2240-nucleotide messenger RNA. Its product is annotated as elongation of very long chain fatty acids protein. The transcript has 6 exons. Bases 320 to 1147 code for a protein of 275 amino acids. NCBI's taxonomy places the organism in Eukaryota, Metazoa, Arthropoda, Insecta, Coleoptera, Lampyridae. Gene Ontology annotation, cellular component: endoplasmic reticulum membrane. The record is from RefSeq and is a predicted model, not a curated record. Gene Ontology annotation, molecular function: fatty acid elongase activity. Gene Ontology annotation, biological process: fatty acid elongation, polyunsaturated fatty acid; very long-chain fatty acid biosynthetic process; fatty acid elongation, monounsaturated fatty acid.
GGCAUGCCCUAAAUUUUUCCUAUUCUUACAGUUCGAACCAUCAUUAUGUUUAAAUUGGGGCGAGGAUGUCAUUUAUUAAUGAUCUUAAUCUGGUACCUUGAAGAUGAAGAGUAAUUACGGAAGAUUUUCGUGUAAUCUGUUUUUAAUACGUAAUGAGGGGAAAUGUACCGAAAGCGUUCGGGUUCUUUCUGCAUGAAAUUUUUUUAACAGGUCGUUUUAGGCCGACACACUUUUCGAGAAUGAAUGUUAUCUCUGUUCUUCGCGUGAGUGAAGAGAAGAGGCAAGUGUGGAAGGAAUACCAUAUACCAACUGGGCCAAAAUGUCGGCGCUUAUGUACAUGGUUGUCGAAAACUACAACGAGGUUCUGCAAUCCAAAAAAGAUCCCGUGGUAGAUACGUGGUUGUUUAUGCAGUCGCCUUUACCAGUAGUAACGAUUUUAGUAUCCUAUUUAUAUUUUGUUCUCAAAUUAGGCCCGCAAUUAAUGAAAAAAAGGAGACCGUUUAAUAUAUCAAAUGUAUUGGUGGUGUAUAACGCGUACCAAGUGAUAUUCAGCGCGUGGUUAUGCAUGCAACCCUUUCUAGUGGAAAAUGCCUUCCAAAUGAUUUUCAAAACCUGUGGGACAUUCGCGCCUAGAUCAUCCUACACGAUUGCCCUCGCAAGAGGAGCUUGGUGGUACUUCUUCUCGAAAGUAAUCGAACUUUUGGAUACGAUCUUCUUUGUGCUUAGAAAGAAGCAGUCUCAAGUGACAUUUUUGCACGUUUAUCACCAUGCCAACACGAUGUUCUUCUCAUGGGUGUACUUAAAGUUUUUACCCGGUGAGCAAGGAGUGGUCAUCGGUGUUUUGAACUCGGCAGUACACGUUGUGAUGUACUUGUAUUAUUUAAUCGCAGCUCUUGGUCCGAAGUACCAAAAAUACUUGUGGUGGAAGAAGUACCUUACUUGGAUUCAACUUACCCAAUUUUGCAUCAUGCUUGUGUACUUGGCGUCUGUUAUCUUAUUGGAUUGCAAAAUGCCAAAAGCUUUAACAUUCUUCUUCGUUACGAACGUAGUUAUAUUUCUCUACCUUUUUACGGAUUUUUACCGGAAAGCCUACAGAAAGAAAAAUGUACCAACAAGUGAGGAUAUCAAAUAUGUUAAAGUAGAUUGAAUUGAAGACUCGGUGGACUUUUUGUACAAACUUUUAAUUUAAUAUGUUCGAAUGUUAGAAAAUCUAAGUGUAUCUGCGUUUCUUCGGUGGACAUCUUAAUUUUGUUAAAUAAUGUAGUUCUUAAGCACACACUAGCGCUUUCUCAUUGUGACCUUACAAUGCAUCAUUUUUAUAAAGCCUGGUGACCGCCAAGUGCGUACUUCUGAUUCUGAUAGCUUAGUGUGUCAUCAGUUUUUUCAACAAAACGCGACAGGACACCAAGUUAUAAUGUCUAACUGCGUAUAGUAGUAAUAGUUUACGACUGAAUUGUGAAUAUCAAAAUCGAUGUUCUACAUAUAAUGAUUUAAACCAUCUGCACCAAAGCAUUGAAUAAAAUUUAUUCAAUGACCAAAGCAAUAAUUUGUGGCGCAAUGGAAGAACUGUCACCUCCACGUGAUUAUUGUUAAAAGCUAGAUAGAGCAUUAUCUAGUUUAGUGGGAACGAGAACAAACUAAGAUUGGAGCAUGGCCUAGUCCCCAAAAAGAUAAGAAUCUAAAGUGGUAGAAUAAGAGAAACGUGGAGGUGGAAGUAUGUGUAAAGAAUGAGACAACCUCCAUGUACAUUUUGGAAACAGUAGAUUAAGGAGUUAUAGUUGUGACGAGCGUAGCAAGAUCCUCGGCAACAAAAUACUACAGAUCCUUUUUUCGAAUUGAUUAUUCUACUCAGUGCUAGUAUUACAUAAAGCUGCCAUAUGAAUAAUUAAAAUGAGGUCAACGUUCAACGUUUGGAGUAAAAUGGUUACUUAUAUACAAACUACUGUGCUUAUAUUGUAAUGGAAGUAACUGAUGUUCAGUUGAAGUACCAAAGAGUAAUCCUGACAUUUUACGCACGAUCUGCGCUGACCUAUUAAAGCAUGUUUUAUCGGAAGCCUAAUUUUACUUAAGUAGGCAUGUUAUCUAAGAUUUUCAAUUAGAGGUAUUCUUUAUAAUGUAGGUAUUUGUUUUGUAUGCAUUAUUUUACAGUUUUAUAUAAAUAGCCAUCUUCGUUUUGGAAAUUGACGUGAUUUAACCUCAAUUCAUCACGUGUAUGGAAUAUACCGUUAAUUUUUAUUGAU